AUGCAUAGUUUACCGGGAAGUUCGUUGUUCAAAGGCAGUACGACAGGGCGCCUGGAGACGUGCCAAAGGCCGUUACAAGGAAAGGAAGAGUUGACUGUUAGAAAAGAAGAAAUUGUAAGGAGAGAAAAUCAACAGAAACGACAUUACUUUUACCAAAAUGAACUCCAAAACAUGGCUAGAGAGCUACCGGGUAAAUACCAGCAGCGGCUGCCUUAUGACCUUCUGUCUAGUCUAGCUAACUCCCUGCUAGAUGGGACGGUGUUUGAGAUUGUGCGCAGUCUACAAGAAGUUCAGCAGUUCAUAUAUGAUACCCCUCGGAAACGGCGCACCCUUAAAGAUGUGGGCACAAGAACUCCUUCAAAGACUAAAAGACUUUUAAACAAAGAUCCAGACACACCAUCCAAAAGAAUAGAGGUGCUGAUCAACCAAAAGGAGGAAGCAGACAAACUUGUGGCAAACAUCCAUAGAUUGAAAAUGGACGCAGAAGAACAUCUAAACAUUCUACCCUUGGAGAAUGAGGAGGACACUGUAAACCUUCUUUCCCUGUGCCUAUCCGUUGCCCAGAUGGCUACCCUCUGUGCAGUCGUCAACCACGUGCCAGAGAAUUUUCCAGACAGGAAUGUCAUCAUAAGGAACAUUUGCAAGGCCUCUCCACUCUUUGCAUCAACAAAGCCGGAAUCUUUGUUGCACUUUCUGCGAAUUCUUCCGUGUUGCCCAAAUCUGAUGACCUUCCACAAGGACAACCCAGCAGACAUUUCAUCACUGUUGUGGCAAGCUACCUGGCUCCACAAGGAACCCUAUUUAGCUUUCAUCAACCCCCCAGUGACUGAAUGUCUGCAGUGUGAAGAGACUCUGUAUUCCUUUGCCAGAGUUGCAGUCACCCUGUACACCUUGAGUGGACCCAUUCCAGGCCAAAGAGGUGUUUUAAAAUGCAAAUCGUGUCAAAUGUAUUACCAUGUGGAUGGAUACUCUUCACCAAAUCGAGGAAAAGCAUUUUAUUCGCUACCAAGUGCCAGCCAGUGGAAAAGUGCAAGUAACAGAGUCUUUUGGAGCAAGGACCUGCACGAGUUCCUAUGUGAAUCUAGCAACCAUGGAUUUGUUUCGCACCAAGCCUUUGCAGAAAUCUUCAAUGCUGUUUACUCGGAAAACCAUCCCAGAACUCAAAAGUUUCAUGCUUGGAGAGACUACAUGUUGACAUCUGAGAAGACUGAUUUAAAGACUUCAGGCACCAACUUUUCCAAUGAUGACAACAUAGAUGAUCAAACCAUUGCUGAUUGUGAAAUGACAGAUUCAAUCACUGAAUCGCAGUCAUCUCAUGAUCCUGAAGAAGAAAGCUGUCUCCAAGUAAAUAUGACGAGGAAAAAUGCUGCAGCCGUGUACUUCACAGGAGAACUUGAAAACGAAAUACAAGAGCGUGGACUUCAGCAUAUUUUCCUCAGUAAGACCAGGACAAGGGAAGAUGUGAUGAAAGAAAUUGACUGUCUGCGGAAAAGUGAACUGUAUGAGCACAAGGAAGAAGACUGCUCGCCUUUAUGUAAGAGCAAGGGUUGCAGCAAUCUGCGUGUUAUAGACAGUUGUUGGAAAGUGUGCAUGUGUCAUUGCAUGUUUGCUGUGCCCAUGGAAAUUGAUGGCUACCCCUUGUUGACAUUUCCAAAUGUGUGCACCCAAGAACCAAAGGCCGGAUCAGUAUUCUGUGGAGAACAUCACCAGCUGUUGGAAAGACACCAGAUCCCCACCAAAAAAGAAGACUUUCUGAAAUUCCUAGGAUGUGCAGUUCACCCAAAGUCUGCCAGUGACAUCAAAAAGGUUGAUGAAAAGUUGCUGGAAUUUGCAUCCCAGUUAUAUGAAAGCGAUUCCACUGGGAAGGCACUGGGGUUGUCAGCUUUGAAUUACCAAGGAACAAAUGAAAUAGUUUCAAAUAUGAGUGCGAGUUCAUGGGAUGACGAUUCAAAGUCUGCUGAAAUAUGCAACAAGGAUACUGGGGAGAAAGCACGACUUCGCCAAAGGUCCAGAGGACAUUUUCUGUGCGUAACCGGUGGAGGACACAUCACUUACUUCGACCCAAUUUUCAAGUCUGAGAGUCCUUCCCAGAUAUUCAUGCAGGUUGUACGCCUCAUGUACUUGGAGCUAAAAGAUGUUCCAGAAGAGGAUCUCGAAGAGGCAAUGGAAAAUUACAUCUUGUGUUAUGACAAUAUGUGUCAACUUGACUCCCUGAAAGCUUCUAAAGAGGACCUUCCCCUGCCUCCCCCAUUCCACAUGAUGUGGAGAAACAUCAGGAAAAUUAUUGAUCGACUUCAUCUGGCAAACCACAAAAAUCCUAGAUGUAAGGAAGUGUACAGUGCCGAUGAAGCCCUUCCUCCUGGUUACAACACCAUGGUUGCAGAGCAAACAUUCUCCUGGUUUUCCAGAUUCAAGAAAAUUGCAAAUUCAAUGUCACAGACACAUCACCUUUUCUUUGUUCAUAGGAACAUCAAACGCAGAAACACGUAUACUGCAAAGUGCCGAAGGAAAGGCAAGGAACCUGUCCUCCCAGGAAUUAAUUCCAAGCUCCUAUCAAAACUGGCAUAAAUAGUGCAUUCAGGCUAAGUGUACAGCAUUGUGAACUAAAUUGCAGUGAUUUGUGUAUACUGUACAAAUUGUAUAUUGAUAUGUGUUUAAACAAUUGAUUUGAUUAUAAAUCCCUUUCAUGUU
Molecule: messenger RNA, 2691 nt
Organism: Magallana angulata
Lineage: Eukaryota; Metazoa; Mollusca; Bivalvia; Ostreida; Ostreidae
Exons: 9
Coding region: 1-2568 (855 amino acids)
Source: RefSeq, a predicted model, not a curated record